UUGCAAUUAAAAGUCCAAAGACUAUCAGACCCCAUAGUAAGUAUCCUCGCGGACAAUCGCACCAUGAGAGUGGAAGAGUACGUAGAGGGAGUCCAGGCGUAUUUCCGCCUAGAAAAGGAUGGGAAAAUGGAGAAGGUUCUCCAUUCCCUGACUCUCCUCGUAGAGGAUAGCCUCCCGUUUGAUAUAGUCCUAGGUAUGGACUGGGGAGAGGCAGCAAGGGCCACACUCCACUUGAGAGAGCACGAGUGUAGGCUCCCUAGUCCAUCAGGCGGUGUCACGACUGCCCGUCUGUUCCAUGCCUCGGGAGUAGACAACUCCCUGGCGCAUUGCUGCCUUAGCGCGCCUGCGUUCGCAAGGCUAGUGAAAAAGGAGCAACUAGAGGAACAGGUUUUUGUAGCCUAUGUUAGGCCACUUACUGAGCCUAAGGAAGAGAAGCCUAUAGACCCUGCUAUUGUCAAGCUGCUGGAAGAGUUCACAGACUUAGCGAAGCCGCCGACAGGAGUAGUACCGUGGCCUAUCCAGCACCGCAUUGAGCCUGGCAGUACGACCCCCAAGGGAGCAGUUUAUAGGAUGUCUCCGCGGGAGUUAGAGGAGCUACGCAAUCAACUAGACGAGCUCCUAGAGAAGGGUUGGAUUAGGCCCAGUUCGUCUCCAUUCGGAGCACCUGUUUUGUUUGUCCCCAAGAAGGAGGGAGAGCUUAGGAUGUGCAUAGACUAUAGGGGUUUGAAUGCUAUCACAGUAAAGAAUGUUGAGCCACUGCCUAGGAUCGAUGAUCUUCUGGAUCGAGCGCAGGGGUGCAAAUAUUUUUCGAAGAUAGAUUUGAGGUCUGGAUAUCAUGAGAUAGAGGUUCAUCCUGAUGACCAGUACAAGACAACUUUCCGGACUAGGUACGGGCACUACGAGUUCAUCGUGAUGCCCUUUGGACUAACCAACGCGCCAGCGACUUUUCAGCGAUGCAUGAACAACUUGUUUAGGCCUUGGUUAGAUAGGUUUGUUGUAGUUUACUUGGAUGAUAUCUUAGUGUUUAGUAAGACCCUCCAAGAGCAUCAGGGUCAUCUCAGGCAGGUCUUGGAGAAGCUAAGAGAAGCUAACUUCAAGAUCAAUGCAAAGAAGUGCGAAUGGGCAAAGACCGAAGUUUUGUAUUUGGGCCACGUCUUAGACGGAGACGGCAUCAAGCCAGAGGAUAGUAAGAUUGCAGCGAUCAGGGAUUGGCCUACACCGCGUACAUUGACAGCGUUGCGGUCAUUCUUAGGCCUAGCGAACUAUUAUAGGAAGAUCGUGAGGAACUUCUCCACCAUCGCUGCACACCUUCGCAGAUUGCUAAAGAAAGAAGCGAUCUAGAAGUGGGACAAGGACUGCACGUCUGCCAUGAAGAAGCUUAAACAGGCAUUGAUAGAGUAUCCAGUCCUUAAGGUGGCCGAUCCGUCCUUACCCUUUGUCGUCACUACGGACGCCAGUCAGUACGGCAUAGGUGUUGUUCUGCAACAAGACAAUGACAAUGGUUAUAGGCCCGUAGAGUUCAUGUCUGCUAGGAUGCCUUCAGAGAAGGUUGCGACAUCUACCUAUGAGAGGGAACUCUACGCUCUCAGGCAAGCGCUAGAACACUGGAAGCACUACUUGCUUGGGAGGCACUUCAAAGUCUAUUCCGACCACGAGACGUUAAGAUGGUUAAAGACGCAGGCCAAGAUGACACCUAAGCUUACUAGGUGGGCCGCAGAAAUAAACCAGUAUGAUUUUGAGCUCAAGCCAGUCAAGGGGAAAUAUAAUGUAGUUGCGGACGCUCUGAGUAGGAGAGCUGACUACUUUGGAGCAAUAGUUCACUAUCUGGACAUAGGGAGAGACCUGCAGGAAAGGGUUUAAAGAGGCGUAUGCGCAGGAUCCUAUCUACAGUGACCUCCUCAAGAGAGUAAAGGAGGCCCCAGAGA
Chara braunii is the source of this 1925-nucleotide messenger RNA. The record is from the annotation of a GenBank genome assembly. NCBI's taxonomy places the organism in Eukaryota, Viridiplantae, Streptophyta, Charophyceae, Charales, Characeae.